AUGAUUUCUGUACUCUCCAAAUGGUUCGAAAAAGUCUGUCAGCUUCUACAAAUCCUAUGGCUGUGGUUUUUCGACCGUGCUAUCCUCUAUCCUUUAUUAGUUUAUGUCGCUCCAAGAAUAGGAAUCCAAUUUCUAAACUUGGGAUAUUGGCCUUUAAAACACGAUGCUGAAAUCCAUGAUGACGUUUCGGAUGACAACGACGAAGAGAUGAUAAAUUUUGUUCGAGAUAAUUGUGCACAAGAAGGUAACGAGGACGACUCUGGUACGUUUUUCUAAAAAAUUCCUAAUAUGGCAUACCGCUCACGAGUUUCUUCGAUUCUAAAUUUCUCAGAAAAAUUAAAUUAUAUUUUUUUAUACUAAAUGCAGAAGUUUGAUUAAAAUUCAAGAAUUGCUCCCCAACCUUAUAGCUUUACCACGCUUAUGGCCUUCUAAUACGAAAUUUUAGAAGGCAGAAUAGCUCACAUAUACUUGUACGAGAAAACUCUGUCGAUGCACAACAACUACCCAGACUUCGACGGUCUCGACAUACUAGAAGUCAGUUGCGGACAGGGAAGCGGAAUAAAAUGGAUAUCGAAGUUAGUGAAACUAGAAAUAUGAUAUAUUAAAACAAUAUCUCAGAAAACAUAGGCGAAUCGGGAAAAUAAUCGGUGUUGACAAAGUUCCACUGAACAAGAAAGAGCUUUACCACAAAGGCGAUGCUCAAGAUCUACCUUUCGACGACGAGAGUUUUGAUGUCGGUGAGCAACAAGACUUAGACGAAAUUCCACAACUUGACAGUUAUUAACGUCGAAUCUUCCCAUCUUUACCGCGACUGCAGCGCUUUCUUCGAAGAAUGCUUUCGUGUGCUCCGGCCUGGAGGUCAGCUGUGUUGGACCGAUAUCCGUUACCCCCACCAGGUUCGAGAAUCAUCAAGCGUUUGUUUGGCCGUAAAAAACUUUUUGAUAAAACUAAGCAGCACUUUUAAAAACAAGUUUUCCGAAGAUAAAACAUCCUGUCUUAGAGCUAUCAUCAGCCAAACGCAGCAGUUUGAAGAGAUUUUAGCAGAAAAAAUUUGCCAACCUUAAAUACUUCGACCGAAAAUAAAUAGAAAUAGUGAAGUUUAAAAUAGAGACGAGAAAAUUGCAGAUCCAUCAAGUGCAACGAGAGGCUCACAGGGCCGGUUUUCGUUUGGAUAAAUGGUACGAUAUUACAGCCAACGUCGUCGCCGGAAUACAUAGAACUUCACGGAAAUACGAUCGUAUCUUGCACAAGGUUGAGAAUUAAGAUACUUUUUCCAAAAAUUGUUUUGCUGAAGAGUCCCUUGGUGGUGCGGAUGUUCGCCUCGUCUAUAAGGAGCACUUAUUGCGCUCCUGGAACGAGCACCUACCAGCGACUCGUUCGACGACAACGCAUUUAUAUAGCGGCUAUGUGGUCAAAACCUAUCAACGAGAUUGCCGAAGAGGAAGAAGAGUGA
Messenger RNA from Caenorhabditis auriculariae, 1453 nucleotides. The record is from the annotation of a GenBank genome assembly. Lineage: Eukaryota; Metazoa; Nematoda; Chromadorea; Rhabditida; Rhabditidae.